Messenger RNA from Mirounga angustirostris (Northern elephant seal), 2307 nucleotides. It is a transcript of the gene GRHL2, whose product is annotated as grainyhead like transcription factor 2. The coding region runs from base 119 to 1996 and encodes 625 amino acids. NCBI's taxonomy places the organism in Eukaryota, Metazoa, Chordata, Mammalia, Carnivora, Phocidae. Gene Ontology annotation, biological process: regulation of transcription by RNA polymerase II; brain development; neural tube development. Gene Ontology annotation, cellular component: nucleus. The transcript has 16 exons. The record is from RefSeq and is a predicted model, not a curated record. Gene Ontology annotation, molecular function: DNA-binding transcription activator activity, RNA polymerase II-specific; RNA polymerase II cis-regulatory region sequence-specific DNA binding.
AGCUCUUGUUCUGCCAUCUCGGGCGCUCUCACACACCUUCACCUGCACAGACUUGAAAGUCCAGUUUCACCAGAGGCUGAGGCUCCAGGAAAAGGGGAGCGAGUUCAUUGGAUCAAACAUGUCACAAGAGUCGGACAAUAAUAAACGACUGGUGGCCUUAGUGCCCAUGCACAGUGACCCCCCGUUCAAUACCCGAAGAGCCUACACCAGUGAGGAUGAAGCCUGGAAGUCAUAUUUGGAGAAUCCCCUGACGGCGGCCACCAAGGCGAUGAUGAGCAUUAAUGGUGAUGAGGACAGUGCUGCUGCCCUGGGCCUGCUGUACGACUACUACAAGGUUCCUCGAGACAAGAGGCUGCUAUCUGUAAGCAAAGCAAGUGACAGCCAAGAAGAGCAGGAUAAAAGAAACUGUCUUGGCACCAGUGAAGCCCAGAGUAAUUUGAGUGGAGGAGAAAACCGAGUGCAGGUCCUAAAGACUGUUCCAGUGAACCUUUCCCUAAAUCAAGACCACCUGGAGAAUUCGAAACGGGAACAGUAUAGCACAAACAUCUCUGAGAGCCCAGCCAUCAUCCCCGUAUCAGGAAUCACAGUGGUGAAAGCUGAAGAUUUUACACCCGUUUUCAUGGCCCCACCCGUGCACUAUCCCCGGGGAGACGGUGAGGAGCAACGUGUGGUUAUCUUUGAACAGACUCAGUAUGGCAUGCCCUCCAUGGCCAGCCACAGCACCUACCUCAAGGAUGACCAGCGCAGCACCCCAGACAGCACUUACAGCGAGAGCUUCAAGGAUGGAACCACAGAGAAAUUCCGGAGUGCUUCAGUUGGGGCUGAGGAGUACAUGUAUGACCAGACAUCAAGUGGCACAUUUCAGUACACCCUGGAAGCCACCAAAUCUCUGCGUCAGAAGCAGGGGGAGGGCCCCAUGACCUACCUCAACAAGGGACAGUUCUAUGCCAUAACGCUCAGCGAGACUGGGGACAACAAAUGCUUCCGACACCCAAUCAGCAAAGUCCGGAGCGUGGUAAUGGUGGUCUUCAGUGAAGACAAAAACCGAGAUGAACAGCUGAAAUACUGGAAGUACUGGCACUCCCGGCAGCAUACGGCAAAGCAGAGGGUCCUUGACAUUGCUGAUUACAAGGAGAGCUUUAAUACGAUUGGAAACAUCGAGGAGAUUGCAUAUAAUGCUGUUUCCUUCACCUGGGAUGUGAAUGAAGAGGCGAAGAUUUUCAUCACUGUGAAUUGCCUGAGUACAGAUUUCUCCUCCCAGAAAGGGGUGAAAGGACUUCCUUUGAUGAUUCAGAUUGAUACGUACAGUUAUAAUAAUCGUAGCAAUAAACCCAUUCAUAGAGCUUACUGCCAGAUCAAGGUCUUCUGCGACAAAGGAGCAGAAAGGAAAAUCCGAGACGAAGAGAGGAAGCAGAACAGGAAGAAGGGGAAAGGCCAGGCCUCCCAAACCCCCUGCAACAACUCCUCUGAUGGGAAGUUGGCGGCGAUACCUUUACAGAAGAAGAGUGACAUCACCUACUUCAAAACGAUGCCUGACCUGCACUCACAGCCGGUCCUCUUCAUACCUGAUGUUCACUUUGCAAACCUGCAGAGGACGGGACAGGUGUAUUACAACACGGAUGAUGAACGAGAAGGCAGCAGUGUCCUUGUUAAACGGAUGUUCAGGCCCAUGGAAGAGGAAUUUGGUCCAGCACCUUCUAAGCAGAUGAAAGAAGAAGGGAUGAAGCGAGUGCUGCUGUAUGUGCGGAAGGAGACGGACGAUGUGUUCGACGCUUUGAUGUUGAAAUCCCCCACUGUGAAGGGCCUGAUGGAAGCGAUAUCUGAGAAGUAUGGGCUGCCUGUGGAGAAGAUCACAAAGCUUUACAAGAAAAGCAAAAAAGGCAUCUUGGUGAACAUGGACGACAACAUCAUUGAGCACUACUCGAAUGAGGACACCUUCAUUCUCAACAUGGAGAGCAUGGUGGAAGGCUUCAAGAUCACACUCAUGGAAAUCUGAGCCCUGCUCUCGGCCUCCCCUCGGCAGGGGCCCUGGGUGCCUUCCUUCCCAGUAGAGACGGAGACCCCGGCCUGGAACCCAGGCACCCACCUCCCCCACCUCACAACCACUGUUACAGACUGUGCUGGGAGCCCGGUGAGACACGGAGCCCAUUCCUUACCAGUGUGUUUGGCCCAUCCACUGACUCCUACUGGAGCCGAAGCCUGAGCCCCUCAGGAAGGUGUGCUGGGCUGGUCAGACACUUAUUUAUUGUCCAGUCCACCUGGUUCUGGAGCCCGGGGUCCAGGCCCGCUAGGACGCUGCGGGACACU